CGGGCCCCGACGCGCCCGCUCCCCGCUGCGGGCCCGCUCCCCGCCUGCCGCGCUGAGGUUGUGCUGCGCCCGGUACCCGCUCCCGCUGUGACGCCUGCCCAGGCGGCCGCCGGCGUGAAGGGAGCCCGGGGCCCGGCGCCGCGGUGAGGGGCAGCAGGAACGACUUUGCUGCUGCGGAGGGAGUCUUUCUGAAGUGUUGCUUAAUGAGUGAUGUGGUGCGAAGCAGUUGGGUUCCUGAAUAACAAAACUUCUCAUAAAUACAGCAGAGACCACAGUAUCGUUUGUACGUUUGUGUAAUUUUUUUAUGUUGUCUGACAGGGUUUAAGUUUUAGCGUUUUAAUGGAAUGUCUGCGUGCACUGACACUGUUAUUUCUGCACUGUCAUUAUUCACUUGUUCAAUUACAAGAACCAGAGUAAAGUACUUUUGAUAAUAAUCUCUCACUUAGAUGUAGCAUUCUGUCUUUUCAGCACUUCUUGGAGAAAAAUGUUAUAUAUUCUGCAUAGAUUGCAAGUAGUGGCUAAAUAUUUCACUCUGACUCAUUGUUAGUAGAGGAAAAAAAGUUGUUAAGACUUUAUUUGUGGUGUGGUAUGUAGUACUGGAUAUAAAGUAUAUAGUGUUGGCACUGAAGGAUUUUGGAGCAUUGUGAGCAAAAAACGUUUUCCAGUACAGUUAGGGAAAAGAAAGGAACAGCUAAUAACCCUGUAACCAACAGGUUGAAAAUGAGGAGUUGAUUAUUAUAUAUGAGUUUUGAAUUUUUUUUCAAUGAAGUUAGUAGAUUUCAUCCUUUUUUCAGACAUAACUUCUAGAAAGGAUAUUUGAACACCUAGGAUAGGGAGCAGGACAUAAUGUUCCUGAGUUAGAAGAAAGAAUAGUUGAAGUGUGGUGGUGUGGGAAUUAUUUUGUUGUUGUCCUUGGUUUUGGUUAAGGUUUUUAUGGAGAAAUUAAACUAACCUAUGAAAGUAAAUUUAAAAAAUGUAUGUGGCUUGCUGAUAGAUCAGCUGUCUUUGGGAGAGAGUAGGAAAGUGUUCCUCUAAGGUUUCUUAAUUAAAAAAUAAAGCACUGUCACAUGCUCUGGCAGAUGGGAAGGCCAGCUGUAUCCUGGGGUGCCUCAGGCCCACCAUUCCCAGCUGGGCAAGGGAGGGGAUUGUCUCCUCCUGCUCUGUUUUGGGGUGUGGUCUCACUUUGAGUCUUGUAGCCAGUUUUGGGCACCACAAUAUCAGAAGGAUCUCUUAGAGAGCAUCUGAAGGAGGAACACAAAGUUUCUGAAGGGGAAGCCAUAUGAGAAAUAUGGCUUCCAUACAUCACUUAGCUUCUUCAGCUGGAGAAGAGGAGGCUGAGGGAAGGCUCAUUCCUGUCUGCAUCUUCCUCCUGAGGGGCAGUAUUGAUCUCUGUUCUGUUUCACCAGUGACAGGAUUCAAGGGAAUGGCAUGGAGCUGUGUCAGAGGAGGAUUAUGUUGGAUAUCAGGAAAAGGUUCUUUCCACAGAAGUUGGUUGAGCACUGGAACAGGCUUCCCAAGGAAUGGUCAUGGACCCAAGCCAUGAACUUGACAGAGCUCAGGCACAUGGUGGGAUUCUCAGGGCUGUGCUGUGCAGGGACAGGAGCUGGACUUUAUCCUUGUGGGUCCCUUCCAACUCAGAAUAUUCUGGGAUUCUAUGAUUUCCUUAGUGCUGCUGUAAAGAGCUGAGAGGCUUCCAGAAAGAGUUAGCAUGUUGGCCUUUAAACUGCCUUCAGGUACUAAUGUUGAAUAGGACAGGGCAGCCUGUCUCUUGCUGUUAGGUAUGUUUCCUUCCACUUGUAAUGGAAGAAAGAUUAACCUUUGGCACACUCUGUGGCCAAACUAGUUUUGAAUGGAAUAAGAUAGUAACAUUGACUCUCUGAAUUUAGUAUGUUUCACAGUGUCACUCACAACUUUGUAUUUAAAACUUUGAAAAUCGUUUCAGCGAAUGAAUGAGCAGUAGUGGUCAUAUUUACUGUUCAGAAUAGGAUUUAUUUUCCACAGUAUUUAAAUCUUGUUUUAGAGAUGAAUACAUGAAAAUAGACAAGCAGAGCCUUGCUCACCUUUUUGUCAUUGUUUACCUAAUUUAAUGCUUUUACUGCAUUACUGUUAAUAAUUUACAUAUAUUUUCCUGUUUCAGCAUCUUCCUAUUUUAGUUAUAUACCAAUUUUUCUUUUGCAAACUGUUCUAGCAUUCUUUUAACUUUCCUGUAAGAAGGAGAUUGUCAAACUUUCUGAAUAAGGUUUUGGCAGUAUUUAUGCUUGGUUUUUAAUGCCUUUCUAAAGCUGGCAUAGAAUCUGUCAAAGAAGAAAGCACACAAGCACUGAGUGUUUUAGAAAAAUCAAAAUCUUCCUAGUAGCACAACCUUGACUGUCAGCAUCAAGAACUAUCUAAAUUGUAGUCGUUAUUCUAAGUAAGAGAUACGUUUCAUUUGUCCAUGAGAUUUCUGACUUGUCAGAUGGGUUGUGUUACUGAUGUAGUUUGGGUAAGUACUGCUAGUCUGCAGACACUUAUUAGGCUACACAGUUUGUAAAAAAUUCACUAGUUCAAUAUUUUAAAAGCACAGAUGAUAGGGGAGACAAUUAUUUAUAAAUCCAGAUUUAGUACCAAAUAUUACUGUAUUUCUGUGCAUGUUGCUACCUUUAUCAGAGCUUAGAAUAUGUAAAUUGUGUCAUUUUUUAAAAUAUUCAUGUUAGAGCAUAUAGCCUUGAGCCAAGAGCUCAAGCAUUACUUGAGUGUAUCCUGAUCCAGUAUUGGAUCCUAAUGAAGAUAACUAAUCGGAAAUAAAUUUAUGACAUUUCAGCUAGUGUUUUAGUGUAGUUCUUGGGGAGACUGUUAAAUGAGAUUAAGGAGGUGAAUGUAUUUGGUCCACCUUUUGAGUCCUACUGGAAUCCUGUACUGGAUUCUAGCAUCCACAGUUCAAGGUCAUAACAGGGCAGUGACUAGUCACAAGGUGAAAUAUGAUUUGGUGAAAAGUUUUAAAGAACAAAACUUACUUUGGCAAGAAGUUUUUGAACUGGCUUCUCGGUCCAGAAGAGCAUACAUGGAGACAAGGAAUCUAUUGAUAGUGAAGCCUGUUCAGUCUAGUAAAGGUGUUGUGAGAUCCAUCUAGCAAAGUGUCAAACUAUAGAUGUCCUUGCUAGAAAAUAUAUAAUAUUAGCAGUGACAGUAAUUAUUUAUUGGAAUGGUUAGGUUUCACUGCUACUUUCUAAAAGUUAAAUUUUACUGUAAAUAAAUUGAGUUCUUUGUGUGUUUUAAACUAAGAUCAGGGUAAGUGUUCAUUAUGAUUCCUUUAAGCCUUAGUCUAUAAAGAUUGAAGUGAGAACAUUUGCAACUGGAAUACAUGAGCAUUUAAUUGCUUUAGUCAGUAUUUUUACAAAGGAAUGCAGUUGUGAGCUACAUUGACUUUUCAUUGGUAUGCUGAACCAGGUGAUUACUAGGUUUCCUCUAAAAUUCCAUGGUGUUUGUGACUUGAACUAAACAUUAGUGUGGGAGAGUGGUAAUAAACACAUGCAGUCUUCACUGUACAUGGGCAGUGCUGUCUUUUAAAUGGUGUCCUCAUAAGCACGUAUUAAACUACUAGAAGGCCUGGAACUUACAGGCAAGAAAAAACUCUUGAGAGGAGAAUGUAAUGCCGAAGUAGAACUGGGUAAAGAUACAAACAGUCAUGUGAUUAACUAGCAGUUUAGGGUUGGAUGCACAAAGACAACGUGCAUUUGUUUUGAGUUUUCUUAUGAAGAUUGUCAGCAUUGGCAGGAAAGACCUCUAAGUGUAGGAUGAUGUGACUACACUGAAUAGAGAGGAAACUAGAAUUUCUGCUGCUGUUCCAGUAAACAUUAACACCUGUUUGUAUAAAAUACAUCUGAAAGAGAGAGAACUUUGAAACAUUAUUAGAAUACAGAUUUUUCUAACAUUUGUGUUAUUCACCUGAAGUUUGGGAAAUGGCUUCAAAAAUACCUACGCUUGUUGUGUCAGCGAAGAUUCAAACUUGUUCAAAGCUUGUAGAAAAACAAUCUACUAGUUAGCUGAGGAAUCUGCGUAGCUGGAACAUCAAAAGCUAUUAAUACUUAAGCUAGCAAGCCUAAGGCUAGUUACGUACAUGCAAACUAGCUGCCUCUUUAAAUUGUCCAGAUCGCAUUGGAUCACAUUUGCAAUUUAUUAUUUUAUCUUACAAUAAAACUGUUUAUAUUAAGUGUCGAAAUGCUAAUUACAUGUGAAAAUACAGUAUGCUUUCAUGUGCAUGUGGUUGAAAAUAGUCCUGAUAAUAUUCUGAAAGACUUAGGACCUGUAUUUUUAGAGUUCUAGGUAGAGCAGAUGACAGCACUUCUAUGUCAGCUUGUAUUGGAUUUAUGUUUACAUUAAUAUCCUUAAAGAUCUAGUGUAAUCAGCUUUUCUUAGUGAUUUCAACAUUAAGUACUUAGCAUACAUUGAAGGCUAUUCAGGCAGCUCACUCAAAAGGAGUGAUAAGGCAUGGUCUGUAGGAAGAUGCUGAGGAAGUAAAUAUUUUGCUGCACUCCUGUGCAUUAUUUGCAUAUGGUUACAAUAUUCUUUACUGAUUGGUUCAUCUUUCGGCUCUUGACUCCCUGGUGCUAGUGUGUAGUGUAUCUGAGCUGUCAGGUCAAUGUUCAAGACACACGUUCUCCUCUUAAUGUUAAUUAAUGCAUAUUUUCUAUGUCUGUAAUCUGAGUAAGUGACUUUAAUGUGGAAUUUAGAUGCUCAAGUGAAUCCUGCUGACAGAAUUUGGGUUGCACGCUGCUGGAAUUUAGUCAGAGUUCUUUAACUGUUGAUAUUUAUUAAUGUAAAAAAAAAAUAAAAAUUAUUACAGCAAAAAUUGUAGGGCUUUUGUGUGCCUUCUUUUUUAUUAUUUUUCAAGACACCUUGUUGUCUGAAAGGCUUUGUAGAGUAUGACACUACUGAGAUGGUAUUUUUUUCAUGUAUGACCUCUCAUAAGGUAGAAGUUGAAAGACAAGGCCUGAUACAGCUUCUUCCCUUUGUGGUUUCAUUUGAAGCUUGUUUAGUAUAUAGAACUCAACUCAGAAAAAACUAAUUUCAGAUAAUGUAGGCCUUUAAAUUAUUUUUUUUCAUGCCUUUUGUGCAAGGAGUGAAGUAGCCAUUGUUACUUAAGAUUUCAUUUGGAGCUUUUAAUCGCUUUGCUUCCGUGCCCCACCUCUCUAUCUCUGUAGUGGUAUAGAGCUGAUGACCAGUAUUGCUUCAGAAGGUGAUGUGAGAAAACACUGCAGUGUAAAAAAUUACAAUCAUCUUAAUGAGGGACAUUAUUUCUAGAGAUUUAUUUUUCUUAACUGGGAAGACUUCUAGUUUUGUAUGCCCUGUGUUUCUUAAUGCAGUUCAGAUGAUGAACAAGUACAGGGUUCUUUUCUUUAAAACAGUUUCUUUUUAUCUGUUUUAGAUCUUCCUUUCCAACCUCACUGGUUUCUUUUCCUUUGCUAAAUAAUACUUUUCAGCUUAUAAUUCAUACAGUUGUUCAUUCAGCUGGUUUUUUUUCUUUGGGUUGUAUCUGUAGAUUCUAUGUUCCUGAAGUGUUACGGUAAUGUAAGUAUAUUUAUAGAUGAAAUAUUAAAACUGUACUACUUCAUCUAUCUAUGGUUUUGGUGCAUAGUCUCGCUUUUGUGAGGCCAUGAGCUUAGAUCAGAAGAAAUUGCCAUUAGACUUCAUAGAGUAUUGUCUGGUCUGAGUGUAGGUUAACUGACAGCACGUUUUAACAUGUUAGCAUUUUCUUGAACAGUUAAUUUUAUACAAAAUUAUAAACUCCUUCACUUCUUCUGAAAUGACACUGUGUUUAGGUGUGUAAAGCAUUUAAUUGUAAUUGUAGAAAGGAUUUAUGGCUUUUGUAGUUCAGGCUGUCGUCUUUCUACAUUCUACCAGUCCUGGUUAGACAAGUGCAGUUACUCAGAAACUAGAUCUAUGUACCUGAAAAUACAUCUGCCAUGGUUUUUUUCCAGUGAAACAUUUUAGGAACUCUAUGUACAACAAGUAGAGAGAGCUUUCAGGUAUCACAGUUCAGUAAUCAAACCUUUUCGUAUAAGCAUUAAUGUUCAAAUGCAGAGGAUUGAGUCAGUAGAAUUUCUUUCAUAUGGAAGAGCAAUUAUUGCUAUGGUUUUGAGGGAGCGUGAUCCACACAUAGCUGGGAAUAUUAGUAAUGAUGACUUUUUGAGUAUCUCCUGUAAACUACUAGAGUAUUAAAAAUAAGUAAAAAAGUAUUUGGGGUCCUGCCACAUCUCUCCAGUAUAUAUCUGUAGAAUAUCCAUUGCACCAAAACCUUAUGUACUAAUGGAUUAAUACAAUCAGUAAUCCACUUGAUAGUAGAAAGGAGCAGUGGAUCUGUUAGAAAUCUCUUUGAAUCUUCUUUCAACCUCUGGCCAGCACAAAGUAUGUUAGUACUGUCCUGAUUGUAGGGGUUCACACAUAGAUUCUAAGUAACAUAGGAAUUAUCAAUUUUACUUCUUUAUCUCUUUGUCAAGAAUAUCAGCUCUGCAGGUGAAUUUUUUUGAACUGUUUUGCAAUUCACAAAACACUGUGGUCUCUUUGGUAAACUGAGCAUUAAUUUGGUCUGUUCAUCUAUUCCUUCACUUGUCUGCAUGAGAUAGGUAGGAACUGCAUCUCCAGUUACUUUUUUCUUUUUUGAAGAUGCAUUUACAGCCCUUGCUUGGUACACAGCAGUUCUCAGUGAGAACCCUAACCUUAACUGAUGAAACAGGUGCCUAUUUAAUAGACAGAGACCCAACCUACUUUGGGCCAGUGCUGAACUAUCUCAGACACGGGAAACUGGUCAUUAACAAGGACCUAGCUGAGGAAGGUGUACUGGAAGAGGCUGAAUUCUACAAUAUCACAUCUCUAAUAAAACUGGUAAAGGACAAAAUAAGAGAAAGAGACAGCAAAAUCUCACAGGUGCCAGUCAAACAUGUCUACAGAGUGCUGCAGUGUCAGGAAGAAGAACUCACUCAAAUGGUUUCCACAAUGUCUGAUGGCUGGAAAUUUGAACAGCUUGUCAGUAUAGAUUCCCAGUACAGCUGUGGCCGGGCUCAGCAGUCAGAGUUUCUGCUGAUAGUGUCACGGGAAGUGAAAGGGGAAGAGAGAUGCUUCCAGAAAUACUGCAGUGAGCUGGUCAGUAUUGGUUCUUCCUAUAACUAUGGCAAUGAAGAUCAGGCUGAAUUUCUGUGUGUUGUCUCAAAGGAAUUGCAUAACACUCCUUAUGGCACAAGCAGUGAACCCAGUGAAAAAGCAAAGAGUGAGGAUGAAGAAACGGAUUACGAUAUGAAUGACUCAGAUUAAGUGUAAAUGUCAUGAUUUUGCAAGAACGAGGUUCCAGGAUGUGAAGAAAGUAUUGAACGGUGACAGUUUUUCUCUUUUACUCGAAGAUGCAGUGAAUUGUCACACUGAAGAGGCUUGGCUGCAGAAGGAAAAAUCUGAUUUAGACAAUUUUCUGUUGAUCUGGGUUCAACCAUAUUUGCCUAUAAGCUGGUGUCAACUUCUGGAAGCAUUGCCAGAUUACAUAAUGGGAAUAGAUGAUGUGGGAGUGUGUGUUAAGUUUUGGUUGUAGUGCAUGGUUGUAGUCUCUUGUUGGCUGAUUGAUACUGGUCAUUUGAAAAGAAAUGACCAUGCACUCAUAUUUUCCUCGGAGACAUGUAGCACUUGAUGUCUGGUGCUGGACGACCCAAUGUUGAUCAGUUUGGAGACAUUUUCCUACUGAUCAUUGUAAACCUUAAAAGGACAAUGUAAUUGGUGCUACACACACACACACACACACACACCCUUUCAGACAUACGCGUGCACACACACACACACACACACACACGUUACAGCCCAGAAAUGCAAGUAUUUGGGCGUAUGUUGUUUCAGAAUCAGUGUCAGCCCCAGUUGACUGUAUUAUACUGCACAUUCCUUAUGGCUCUGUGACAUAAUCUUUUAUGUAAUAACAGCCUAGGAGAUCAACUGAAACUAGCAUGUGUAAAAGUUACACAACAGAGAAAAGGUUUCUCUGAAAGGUGUAUAUAUUGACUGGAUAGAUAGCUUAUUUUAAUACCCAAAGGGAAGACUAAACUCAGAGAAAAUGGCCUUCCUCUGAGUUAUUCUUGAUGUUCUCUCUGUUAAAACAGUCUCUUGAAAAAGUUAUGCUCCAGUCCUGGUCACAUGCUUGAAAGUGGAAUCAAAAUUCACUUAAAAUGACCAACUGAACAUUCUGUUUCUUUGGAGGUGUUUGUACUUAAAUGUGUGUUUGUGCUUUUAUAAAAUGCCUAUAAACAUUGAACUUUGUGGAUUAGGGUAGAGAUUUCUCUAGAGCAGAAGGUUUUACAGAAAUACAGCUGGCUAGUCCUAGGUCCCUGUCUCUAUGACUCAGAUUAAAGUCAACCUUAGUGUGAACAUAAACUCAUUCAGUUGAAAAACCUGAUUCCUUUGGAUAUUCAGGAUACCUGUAAUCAACCUUUCUCUUUCUAUACAGUUUCAACUAUGCAGUUAAGAACAGUGUUUGAACAGAAUGUGGUGCAGCUUUGUUAGUUUGUCCUUGAUGCAGGCUAAUACACGACACACUAUAUUUUGAGCAAAAUCUUUAGUGCAUCUUUAAAACACUUAAUGAAAUGGACAGUAUAAAACUUGGCUUCAUUGACUCAUGGAACCCAUGGAGGGGGGUUUCAAAGAGCUACAGGAUGGUUUUAAAUUCUAAAGACAUUACAGUUUUCAUUCUUAUCAUUUCAGAUUUUAUGCAUAUACUGUAGGUAAUUCUUUACACAAAAACCUGAUUUUCAAACGCCCAGGGUCUACUUUUUUUCUUUUAUUUUUUUUAGAAUUUUUUUUAAAGGACUUACAUAUUGAUAAAAGUUUGGAGAAACAAUUUGUAAGAAACAUUUCUACUAAACAGGUUAAGCAAUGGGCUAAAUGUUUUGUCCAUGUGCCUAAUGCUUGAAAGGAUUUGUAAUGCAUUUUGCGACUUGGAUGUGGUGUGCACAGGAAGCUGCUGGCCCCACCACAACACAUACAGUUUUUGUCUUUUUUUAAGAAGUUAAAACUGAAUUUAAUUUACUAAAAUUGUAAUUGUGUAGGGGGAAAUGUUUAUACUUUUAUACUUUUUUAGGUACCCAUAUUUUAUCAUCUCAAAUUGAGCACACAGAUGUCCCCUAAAUAGUGACAGAUUAUCUUGUGUAUCUGAAAAUAAGCAUAACAAUUGUCUGUGUUAAGUGCAUAUUAAAACAUUUCCUCUGCUGCAGUAGUCACUGUGUUUUUAAGCAGUAUGACUCCACCAAAUUCUCUGAGCUCCCUGGCUCAUGGAAUUGCAGCUAACCAUGUCACUUGUUUUCUUUAUGUGCUCUACAGAGUAAUUCAGCAUUGAUCUUAGUGGAUUUUAAUGCCCAAGAUACCAGUUUCACAGUGAUCCUUCUGAAUCAGCAUUUCUGUUGCCUCUCUUACUUAACCCAAAAAGGACAGGUUAUUUAAUAAAUUGAAAUUUUCCAGAACUGCAUCAGCAAAGCAUGAGUAACAAACUAAGCAAACUGAACAAAUUUAGAGUAUGUAAAAAGAGUGGGUUUUUUUCUAGGUUUGGGGUUUUUUUCUACUAGAAUAUUUUCAGUUUUAAAAUCUGCUUUUAUGAUGAGAUUACCUGCAGUUUAGUUUACAAUGUAUCCCUACCACAGCUAAAUUUAGGGAAAUGAGUGUUUAAUAAUUUUUUGCACUUUGUUUCCAAUACCUCACAAAGAUUUUAAGAAGAAAAUAAAAGAGUGAACUUGCAGGUACCUUGUAAUUAUUUUAAAUAUGCUGUUGUUUGAGACUGCCUGAACCAACUACUUUCCUGUUCUUGCUUUUGUAAUUAUUGCUUUAAUUUUUGUGAUCAUGUGAGGCUUCCAGAUAGAUGGAAAUGCUCUCUUCAGCUUUUUUCAAGGCAUUAAGAAUUCAUCCCUAAAUAAGUUUAGUUUCUUUUUGUUUGACUGUUGCAGUUUCAAAUAAAGUUAGUGACAGUAACAAGGUAAUUGCAUUAAAAUUCAAGCUGCAUCACCAUGCUUUGCAAACAUUGCUUCAUCUAUUAAGAUCUUGCAGGAUGAAGCAAUGUACAUGUAUAGUUUAAACCGGAGUCCUUUGUUCCUUCUCUGCCCUUUGGAGAGUACCUACCUGAGAAUUGCCUGUGACUGUGCAGAGCUGAGGGGUUCACUAUCAGGCUGGAGCUGCACAGCUGUAUUACAAACUCCUUGGACUUAACUCUGGACAUAGACAGCUCCUCUAUCCUUAAAUCAGAACAGUAUUCCAGGUUAGAACUUUAGAUCCUGAGCUCGAAGAGAUCAUAGCAGAAGGAAUAAAGCAGAGGAAGGGAGAGAGAUGAAAUUCCUCAAAUGCAUUUACGUGACAAACAUCUUGCAAAACUUGUUUGAAAACAGAAGUUCAAAUCUGCUAUAGCAAUUUCUUGCUUUGAGUUAGCAAGCAGCGUAUUGUUGGCCUUAAGUUUUCUCAGAGGCUAUUUUCCUUUAUUGGAGGUGACAUUUUUAUAUUACAUGCUUUUGACUUCUUCAAGCGACAAGUGAAUCAGAAUUUGUUUGCAGUGGACAUGUAAUUCUGAGGCCUCAAAGACAUGAAUGUCAUAUGGUCCAUUAAUAACUGUCCAGACGUAUACUCUGACUCGGCAGCUCCCAGCCCAAAGGUUAUCUGGGAUUUUGUCCUACUUACUGUGGGAUUUCCAUGGAUUACGGUUAAUUGAAGUUUCUUUAUCCUACAGUAAUUUAAUUGUGUGUCAAAGACUUGAUCGAAUUAAGCAGCUUUUUAAAAUUCUUUUCUAAAGUUUCUAUCAUCAGAAUCAUAUGCUCAUAAAACUUAGAAAGUGUACUGUGUUUUUUUCAAACUCAUAUUUCUUGUAAUGGUAGAAGUUCCUUUCAUCUUGCAUUUAGCAUUAGGAGAAGAUAUUUUAAAAUGAAGCUUGAUGAAUCCACCUGACUUCUUUGUUUUCAGAUUUUCUUUGGACAAUAGCUGUGUAGCUCCAUUUCUACCAAUGUGAAUGCACAGUUAUGAUUGAUUAGAAACAGGACUGUUUCCUGCAGAUUCAAAAAUGGAAUCAAUCUUCUCUUUUUCUGAGAGAGGUGAUUUUUUUGGUUUUUUUCAGGAGAAAUAUGAAAACUGGUAGAUUAAACAGAAGAUAACUUGGUUGCAGGCAUGCAACAAGGGGAAGAAGUUUGCUGAGUAGGAUGAUAGUGUUAUCAGAACAGUGCUUCUUGUAACAGGACACUAUUCUGUGGAUGUCUGUUGAGGUUGUAGAGAGUUGUCAGUCCCCGUUUAAGCUGUAGAGGGCUACCACCAGCAAAUAAACACAUAGUAGUUACAAAUUUGUAUUAAUAUUACAAAAAUUAACUUGGAGUGCAAAAAUGCAACACUGUCUGGUCCAGUGGAAUUAAAUAGAGUCUGGAUUAUAAUUACCCAGGUAUACUGGAAUGUGUUCCUUGGGAAGUACUGGGGGAAGAGUGAAGUUUUCCUGGGCUCUUUGAGGGAGAUCGAAGUCAAAUGAAAGCCUGGAGAUGAAGUCUGGGGUUUUGUUCUCUUGAGAUGUGAUAAAAUCAGAAAGCGGCAUUCUCCAGUUUUUAUUUUCACCACAUCAAAAGUUUCAGGUUUUUCAAAUUAACUUUUUCAAUCAGCCCUUGAACUGUGGGGCUCUUGAAAAGAGAUGAAAUUUUAUUACACCUUUAACAGUGUCUGUUAUCUUAAGACAGUAGGGUUAAAAUCCAAGUGGUCAUUGGAGAAGUGUCUUUUCUAACACAACAGUAUUGAAAUACUUAAGUCUGAGGAUACUGCCUGGUUGUAGUUUAGACUGCAGUUAUCUCCAGUUUUAAGGACAAUCUUGGGAUCUUAGGUGGUUUUUUUUUGUGUAGAAUUAUUGAGUCUUUAAAUAGUAUAAAUAUUUAGUUUGAAAAAAAAAAAAGUGGAAGGCUCUCUGAACUCAGUGUCAUAUAAGUUUUCUUUUGUUUCACGAAAAUCAGGAGCUGUCUUUAAAGGCUUCUUAAUGAACAGAGGCUUUAAAGGGCUAAAUAGAUCUUACUGUCCAGAUUGCCUAAAUGACUGUCAGAAGGAACUCUUUCCAUUUUCAGAGCAUAAAUGCUAAGGGCUAAAAUGCUUUCCAGGGCUAAUUUGAGGUUCCAGAGACAUACAAUGUUUAAAAAACAACUAGUUGUUUUCCUUUCAAUUCAUGGACUCUAAAAUAAUUUUUACAAAUGGCUGAACCAGUUGCAGAUGUCAGUGUUCCUAUAUGGCUUAGAUUUUCAGUAUUCAGAUUGGAUAAGAGCACACUAGAGAAGGCAGUACUUACCCUCCACUUUAUUAUUACCUUUGCUGAAAUCUAACAACUUUUUAUGGACAGCACUGGCAGUAAAAAAGCUUUGAGGGAGAUUCUGCCCCAGGAAAUUGUCACAGAAUAUUUCUUUGCAAUUUAGUUGAUCUUUACUUUAGCAACGUCUACCAAGGCAUAAACUUCUCAGAAGUUCAGUAUAGAUACUGAAUAGAUAGCUCAGAAUAGAUACUGCUGCAAAUACAACUUUCUGGACACAUCAGAGGGUUCUCUUAAGGAUGUUGUGUCUUAAAAACUACCAUAAUGAGAGAAACUUUGAGAAGUUAUUUUGCUACUUUGGGGGUGAGUGGAAGGGGGAAGAGGUUCUGUGUCAGUGCUCUUCCUUGCCUUAGAAAGCUGAGACUAAAUUUUGACCUAAGACCUGUUGUGAUUUUGAGGCCUCAUCAUCUGAAAUGAGUAAAGAAUAAAUGUAUUUACUGUACAUGAUUCUUGCUACUUCUGAAGAUUUUCCAAAAGCUUAUGCACAGCUUUACUCAUGUUAACUUGCCUCGUGUACUUGCUAGAAUGAAGCAAAGUGCCAAGGCACUCUUAAAAGGAAUGUUGCCAACCUCUCUACCUGGAACUGAAAGAAGAUCACCAAACUGAAGAAGUAUCAAAUGGCAGCUUUUUCCACCUGCUUCUCUCUUUACCUCAACCUAGUUAUAAAAAAAAUCUACUUCCUAUGCACUCUUUAGGACCACCUACCCAAUUCAACAAAUGUUGGUUUUUUUUUUACCUUUUCCUCCAGAUCACUGGUCUCAAAAUUAGUUGUGCAUCAGCUGUUUGUGCUUAUAACCGAGUGGCCAUACUUGCAACAUGUUAUUUCCUGGAUAGUGGAUUAGCAAUAACACUUUAUUUUGUGCCAAUUCAUUAUCUCUGAAGUGUUCUUACUGCAGCAAAAUUUGAGUUUUGAUUUGGUUUUAAUGUAUUUGCAUUAAGCAAAACUCAUAGCACAGGCACAGACAAGAAACUGAAUUCAGGGAAAUUUCCCUGGGAAAAAAUCUGCUAGGGCUUCCCAAAUAAUUUGAAGGUGGUUACAGUUAACCGUCACUUUCAAAACUAACAAAUUAAAUGUGUGUGGGUAUUUUUUUAACUUCUUUUUCAUAACACUAGUGUAUUGUAAACUGCAUGGAAUAAACCUGUUUUUUCCCUUUUAAA
This is a messenger RNA of Parus major (Great Tit), 13462 nucleotides long. It is a transcript of the gene KCTD5, whose product is annotated as potassium channel tetramerization domain containing 5. Gene Ontology annotation, molecular function: cullin family protein binding. Gene Ontology annotation, cellular component: Cul3-RING ubiquitin ligase complex; cytoplasm. Bases 6643 to 7287 code for a protein of 214 amino acids. NCBI's taxonomy places the organism in Eukaryota, Metazoa, Chordata, Aves, Passeriformes, Paridae. The record is from RefSeq and is a predicted model, not a curated record. Gene Ontology annotation, biological process: protein homooligomerization; proteasome-mediated ubiquitin-dependent protein catabolic process. The transcript has 8 exons.